AUGACCAAGUGGGACGACCUGCUGGUUAAUAAUGGAGCACGAAUUCACCAAGGUCAUGGACGCAGACUAGCUUCCGUGCCUACCGGUGAUCGCGAGAUUGACAAGGAAGGAGGUGUCCGUACAAGACCCAUGAAAGUCAUUCUUGCCAGCAUGUCAAGAACUGGCACUGUUUACUUCAAAAAUAUCGUGGAUAUAACUCAGGAUGUGCGAAUUACAAACUGCUACUUUGAGAGGGAGAUAAUCGAAAACAUAUCGCUAACGAGACAAGCCAUGUACACCGCAUUCCAGAAACUGGAUCUUCAUCCAUACCAUAUGGUCGAGGCCAUAAAAAUGCCGGCUAGAGAUCUCGCCAUAGCAGUCGAAGCUAUAGACGCUCGUAACACUGAGAGGGCUUAUGGCAUAGCUGAAUUCGACAAAUGGAUAGGAGAUUACGAUUCUGUCUGCGAUACUCCCAUGAACUUGCUGGUCAAAGAGCUUAUCGAAGCGUACCCAGAAGCCAAAGUCAUACUCACGACUCGCGAUCCUGCUAAAUGGCGCAAGUCAAUUGAGAACUCCAUCCUCAUCAUCGACAAAUGGAGAGUCUGGGGAUAUCUGCCGCUCAUCAGUCCCGAUUGUGCGGCUUUCAUCAAGAUGAUGCACAAGAUGGACGAAGUCAUGGAUGGCUACAGUAUCGCUGCUCUCAAACGUCAUAAUGCCGGCAUUCGAGAAGUUGUGCCCAAGGAAAAAUUGCUUGAGUUUACGUUGGGUGAGGAUGGAUGGAAGGAGCUCUGCGAAUUCAUCGAGCUACCGCAGCCGGAAGGCGAGUUUCCGAAUGUGAACGAUGGGAAGCUGUUUGCGACGAUGCAUGUUGUGCUGAUCAACAUCUGGGUUAUGAAGGCACUGAAGGAUGCAGCAGUCCGCGUAGCUCCUUGGGCAAUACUGCUUGGGUCGAUGUGGUUUGUCAAGAGGCUUGGUUACUUCUAG
This is a messenger RNA of Aureobasidium pullulans EXF-150, 963 nucleotides long. RefSeq lists its product as uncharacterized. The transcript has 4 exons. The coding region runs from base 1 to 963 and encodes 320 amino acids. The record is from RefSeq and is a predicted model, not a curated record. NCBI's taxonomy places the organism in Eukaryota, Fungi, Ascomycota, Dothideomycetes, Dothideales, Saccotheciaceae.